This is a messenger RNA of Helobdella robusta, 1040 nucleotides long. RefSeq lists its product as hypothetical. The coding region runs from base 1 to 483 and encodes 160 amino acids. The transcript has 4 exons. The record is from RefSeq and is a predicted model, not a curated record. Lineage: Eukaryota; Metazoa; Annelida; Clitellata; Rhynchobdellida; Glossiphoniidae.
AUGAAUGAUAAAAACGCUUCCGGCCUGGCCAUCUGCGCUGCUUUCGUUACAAUGGCCAUCAUCUGUUUUGAAGCUGCUGUCGCCCAGCAGCAGACGUUCAGCCGUAGCCACUUCAACAACUACGUCAGCCACUUGGCGGCGGACAGUGACGUCACAAGCUGCUACAGGUCAGGCUACGGUGCCCAUGAAUGGCUCGUUUAUGAUUUGGCUACCGCGAGAAAUAUCAGUGGACUGAAGAUUUCCGGCGUUCUGCACACGGCGAACAUAAGGAUCGGUAAUUUUUUCGCCAACAUUGGGGUCGGGGACGGUUUUGGCGAUAACGGUCUCUGCUACUUUACCGACAAUACCGACGGAUAUUACGAUACGAUGGGGCAACACACGCUAAAGUGCCCCAACCCGAUAAAUGGCAGGUAUGUCAGUGUCCAGAUGGUAGAUCCAGUCAUUGUCAACCAGUUGGUGAUCUGUGACAUCAAAACCAUCUGAAUUUGAGUGCGUGAUUGAUUGGUUGAAUAGUUAGUUCGUUCAUUGAUUGGCUUGAGAGUUAGCUGGAUGGUUGAUUGGGUGAAUGAAUGGAUGAAUGAUUUAAUGAAUGAAUGAAUGAAUGAUUGAACGAAUGAAUGAAUGAAUGAAUGAACAAAUAAAAUGAAUGAAAGAAAAGAGUAUUUAUAUUAAAAACCAACGCAUCCAUCAUGGCCUGUGAUAAUUUUUACGUAAAUUGAACAAUAUUUAAUGAAUGAACUAUAAUAAUUUAAUAAUAAUAAUAAGGAUAAUUAUUAAUUAUACUAUAUUAUUAUUAUAUUAUUAUUAUAAUUAUUAUUAUUAUUGAUCUUAUUAAAAUUAUAGACAGUUACAAGUUAUAGAAUGAGCAAUACCGAUGUAUUCUUACAGUAGGCUAUUUGAAAAAAAAUGACAAUGAUGUCUGCUAUUAAUAAACCCUCACACACACGCACACACACACACACGCACACACACACAGACAAACACACUCACACAAACACACACACAUCAAUAAUAAUGAAAAUAAUAAACCGAUUCAAUUU